GAUAAUGGGAUUGGGAGAGCAAAAAGGAGGAGUAGGGACAAGCAGACAGAAGGAGAGAGAGACAGGUUUGGGGGACGCCUGACCUUAAGAAGGGAGGGUAGCUCCUUUGCUAACCACACACUCACACUCACACGCACACACACAAACACACACACACUUACACGCACGCACACAGUGCUAACAGGCAGAGGAGAGAGUGUCGACCAGCAGCCAUGACAGACGCCGACUGUCUGAGCGAGGCCCUAAAGGCUAUCAGUGUGAGUACAGAGCUGAUUGAAGAGGAGCUCCAGCCUCAUUUGGACACAAUGCUUGCUGCCCUUCUGGAAAAGAAGAAGGAUGCUGCUGUUGAGAUCGCAGGAAGUGGGAUUCUACCCACACUGGCUCAAGCCCUACGGAGCAAAAGCUGCCUGAGCUGCCAGGUGGCGCUGGUGGUGGCAGAGAUGGCCAGAGAAGCUGCGGUCAGGGAGCCAUGCAUCGAGGCCGGCCUGGUGAAGGUGCUGGUUCCCCAUUUGAGCAGCAAUAACCAGGAGAUGCUGCUGAACACUGGCAGGGCCAUCGGACGCAUCUGCUUCGACAGCUCACACCAACAGGACCAGUUGGUCCAGAGCGGAGUAAUCCCCAGACUGGUGUCCAUUAUAAGGGAAUACCCAGAGAACGAGCCCUUGGUCAAUGUCUGCCUGCUCGCCCUUUGUAACCUGGCUGACAUGGACUCUGCGAGGGACGCCCUGACUGACCUGGACGUGGCCGGCAUACUAACCAUUCAGCUGAAACGGGCGCCGGACGCAGAACGCCGACAUAUAAUCCUGGAAAUACUAGGUUCACUGGGCGAGAGCGAUACACUGAAGUUGCAGUUCGCAGAGUCCGGAGUCCCAGAGGCUUUGUCAGAGAUGAUUCAGUGUCUGCAAGGAGGUUCUGACCCACACGACCUCUGCAGCAUUAAGAUCGCCUCCAACCUCAUCGUGUCCCUGCUUUUGGGAGAUGAGUCUAUGCAGAAGUGCUUUGGCGAGGGAUCAAGUCUGGUAUAUCAGGAUGUUCUGUCCUGGCUGCAGAGCCACAACACCCAGCUGCAGCUGUCCGGAGCUCUGGCCAUCGCCAACUUCGCCAGGAACGACAGUAACUGUGUGAAGAUGCUGGACCUCGGUGUGGUUCCUCACAUCCUCACCUUGUUGGAGCAACAUGUCGAUGAAGGAGACGUGUCCGUUCAACAUGCUGGACUGAGCGCACUCAGAAACCUGGCCAUCCCUGCCGCCAACAAAGUGCGAAUGCUGGAGGACGGGGUGACCGAGAGGAUAAAGACCCUGCUGCGCUCUGACAUGCCGCCAGUUCAGUUCAAACUGCUGGGGACACUACGCAUGAUGGUGGACGGACAAGAGGAGGCAGCUUUGGCGCUGGGGAGGGACGCUGUGCUGCUGGCUCGAGUCAUGGAGUGGUGUGAAGCCAAAGACCACGCAGGAGUGCGAGGAGAAGCCAGUCGCCUCCUGGCUGCCCUCAUCAGGCACAGCCGCAGCCCCGAAGUUGUCCAUGCUGUGGCCAAAGCGGAUGGGGUUCGGCACCUUAUCUCCAUGGCAACAAGUGAACACGUCAUCAUGCAGAACGAGGCCCUAGUUGCCCUGGCGAUAGCAUCUGCCAUUGACAUUGAGUCAGUGAAGGAUCCGUUCAGGGAGGCGGAGCUGUUGCCGAUGCUGAAGAAGAUGUUGGAGGAUCCUGUUGGGGCGGUCGAAGUCAAGUUCAGUGCUUUAGGUCUCAUCUGCAGCCUGGCUGACUCCAAUGUAAUGAAGAUGGAGUUGCACUCUGAGAACAUGAAGGAAAGCCUCAGUGCACUGACGGAACACAGCAGCAGUAAACUUGCCUCUCAGGCCAGUUCCAUACUGGCCACUCUCAACGACACCAGCUAAACCAGCCCGCUGCACAAACCCUGCAUCUCAUCUGUGGAAUCCACUGGCUUCUUCAACUGCUCAUCGUCAGUGGUCCUACCCAUAUAGCUACACGCAUAUGCAUAAUGUCUUCUCACAAUACACCUCUGUCCUCACAGGAAGUUAGGUUUAGGCAACAACGCCACUUUAGGAAACAUCAGUUAAAUAACUCCACAACCCCACCGAGUGACUCGGUAGUCACUGGUUCAUUUGUACGACGGCUCUCCGGUCGUCAGUCCACACACUGGCCAGCGAGUAAUUCACAAGUUUAUCGACGUUAAGGAUCGACGCAGCUAAAGACGAGCGUGACAAAGUAAUAUCAGCGUUGACUUUUGGUUCCUGAAGGGACAAACGGUGGUUUGACCCAUUUACCUCCCGCCUGCCACCUGUGGACCACCGGUCUCCUCGUCCUACAUCACAGAAUGCUAAACAGUUCGUCAACAUUGUCCACUGAUAUCUACCAGCUGUUUAGUAGACAUUCACUGUGCACAGCUGACAUUUAGGGCAACGGGUAGAUUUAGUGAAAAGUUCACUAAUGGAAAGGUUUGUGCCUGGUGAGCAUGAUGAAUUCAGAACGUUUCACAGUAAAACUGUCUAUUUGAUUUUGACAUUUCUUCAAUACAAAUGCACAGUAAAUGUGGCGUUGAGCCGUUUACACAGUGAAGUGAUGAAUAACCAUGAUGACAAUAUGGCAGGAGUUCCCUAUAGUUAACGCUUGCGCAGACUACUGUACAUGCUAAGGGCUUUUAUUGUGAAAAGUAAGGGCAGAAGGAGAGGAUCUGCUGUGCGCUUCUUUUGUCAACGCUGAAAGGUGCAAUGAAGUUUCCCGUCUUGGUUUGGAGUGUUGUACACUGCAGUGUGCAUUUGGAAUAUGUACGUAUUUUGUGUACUCAUGUCUAUAUGUUAACGUGGAAAUGAGCUAACACUCCCUGUGUGUAAAGGCUGUGAGGUAUUUUUCCCUUAAAGCAUCAAAUUACUACUGUCAUUCUGAAUAGUGUCGAACAGAACUAUUAAUGCAACCACUCUAACAAGCAAUAUAUACGUAUGGAUAGUAGCAAACAUCUUGACCCAACUCAACUUGGUUAUGCUUUAUUAACUGUUUCAUGGAUAAAGAAGGAAUUGUUUGGUCAUUGUUGGGCAUCGUCAAAAGGAAUCAAAGUAGCUUCUGCUUAUAAUCCCCUGCAGAGGAAUCAUGCUUUGUCAGCCUGCGGUCGUGUUCACAGUGCACUAGAAAACCCCGAUCAACAGCCCUGAUUAUGAAGCACAACGCUUCAUAAUCAGGGCUGUUAAUUGGAAAUGAGUCUUUCUGUGGGAGCUAACUUGUGGAUGCAGUUUGCACACACUGAAUUCUAAUUAUUAAUUCAGGCAUGAUGUCCACAGAGGGUGCGGCUUCAGUACAAUUCAUUAAGGGGAAAAAACAAUACUGUCCUUCCUGCAGACUGACUGGCUGGGAGUCAUUAUCAUCCAAGGGUUGUGGUCAGCUAAUGGCCUCUACUCGUUCCUGUCAGGCGUUGGCUUUGAAUGGUUAGCCUGGUAUGGUUUAAUGUUAGACCUUCCUGUGUGAUGUUAAGGCCUAAUGGUGAGAACACGAUGUUUGACAGAGGAAUCCUACAAGCACAAUGUGAACAAGCCAUUUGCACAACAUAAUUGAAUCGCAUGCAUUAACAACUUGUAAAUACAGAAUAUAUAAGUGUACACCAAGCAAAUCAGUGUGCAUCUAUAGUUGAGUAUAGAGGAAAUGUGUGGUCCACACAACAUGAAUCAUUUAAGAAAUGGACAGAAGCCGCAGUUCUGCUUUAAUAUUUCAUGUAAUAUAUGUAUUGACAUAUUUGGUAUUGAUAGCUUUCACUUUAAAUCAGUGAACAAAUCUGUAUAUUUUUCAGGGAGGGCAUUUGACCUUCUCUGAGCUUUGUGCUAGAGAGAAAAUAAUAAAGUUAUGCCGUGUCAUCCCCAAAAA
Messenger RNA from Gasterosteus aculeatus aculeatus (three-spined stickleback), 3870 nucleotides. Its product is annotated as rap1 GTPase-GDP dissociation stimulator 1. NCBI's taxonomy places the organism in Eukaryota, Metazoa, Chordata, Actinopteri, Perciformes, Gasterosteidae. The record is from RefSeq and is a predicted model, not a curated record. Gene Ontology annotation, biological process: positive regulation of GTPase activity. Gene Ontology annotation, molecular function: protein binding; guanyl-nucleotide exchange factor activity.